GACUCACGUACGCCACAUAUGGCGCCGCCGGCGCUCUCACGGUCGUGGGACUCUAUAUGCUUUUCCAGGGCGAAGGAGAAGCAUUCAAUGUCGGCGCAUUCCUCGAAUCGAUAUCACCAUACGCAUGGGCAAGCACGGGCAUCGGCUUCUGCAUAGGCCUGUCAGUCGUGGGAGCAGCAUGGGGCAUCUUCAUAACCGGCACCUCCAUCCUCGGCGGCGGCGUGAAAGCGCCCCGAAUCCGAACGAAGAACUUGAUCUCCAUCAUCUUCUGCGAAGUCGUCGCCAUCUACGGCGUCAUCAUGAGCAUCGUCUUCUCCGCCAAAAUCACCGCCAUCCCCUCCGACGCGCUGCACAGCGGGACAAACUACUUCACCGGCUAUGCGUUGUUUUGGUCCGGGGUGCUGGUGGGGAUGUGUAACUUGGUGUGUGGUGUUAGUGUGGGCAUCAACGGGAGUAGUGCUGCGUUGGCUGACGCUGCCGACCCGAGUCUGUUCGUGAAGAUCCUCGUCAUUGAGAUCUUCUCUUCCGUACUCGGGCUGUUUGGUUUGAUCAUCGGGCUGCUACUCAGCAGCAAUGCGCCAGACUUCCAGGAUCUGUCAUCAUAGCCAGAAGAAAGUGUCGGAGUGAGAGUUUGACCUUGACGUGAGCGACCUGCACUACCGGCAUUGCAAAGCUGUCAAGCGAGCUUUAGCGACCUGGUCCUUUGUAUAUAG
Messenger RNA from Baudoinia panamericana UAMH 10762, 713 nucleotides. RefSeq lists its product as uncharacterized. Gene Ontology annotation, biological process: proton transmembrane transport. The transcript is spliced from 5 exons. Gene Ontology annotation, molecular function: proton-transporting ATPase activity, rotational mechanism. Lineage: Eukaryota; Fungi; Ascomycota; Dothideomycetes; Mycosphaerellales; Teratosphaeriaceae. Gene Ontology annotation, cellular component: proton-transporting V-type ATPase, V0 domain. Bases 57 to 605 code for a protein of 182 amino acids. The record is from RefSeq and is a predicted model, not a curated record.